Messenger RNA from Chroicocephalus ridibundus (black-headed gull), 4179 nucleotides. RefSeq names its product negative regulator of reactive oxygen species (gene NRROS). The transcript has 6 exons. The coding region runs from base 800 to 2875 and encodes 691 amino acids. Gene Ontology annotation, cellular component: extracellular matrix. NCBI's taxonomy places the organism in Eukaryota, Metazoa, Chordata, Aves, Charadriiformes, Laridae. Gene Ontology annotation, molecular function: protein binding. The record is from RefSeq and is a predicted model, not a curated record.
CUUGGCACGUAAUGGGAAAUAAAAGCAUCUUCUUCCCCUGUGGGAAGGAAAAGCAUCAUCUUCUUCCUCUCCCGUGGGAAGCAUGUCCCUUGGCUCCUGUUGAAGCCCCUGUGCUGGAUGCUGGAGACAAGCAGGGGACUAGAGGGACACCAUGGGUGUAGGUGCUUUUUGCCAGCCCUGGCAGGGUGGGUGGCAUGGCUCCGCAGGCAAGAACCGCCCCCGGGUCACUCCUGAAACCCUGGCAGGGGUUUUGCUGCUGGAGCUGCGCAGAGGAGUCACGGUGCCAGGGUUGUCCCCAGUGCCGGCUUGUCCCUGGGAGCAGCGGGAGAGCUGGGAGCUGCUGGAGCCGGUUCCCCUUGGCCACCCCCCUCCCUGCCUGCCCGGCCCCCGCGGUUCCCCUUUGCUGGGGAGCUGAUGCGAGUGCAUGACCCGGGUUGUAAGUGCUGAGAUCAGUAAGCGAAGUGCCUGGCCGCGCUCUCUGCCUCCAUGUGACUGCAGUUUCCGUUAGCUCCUUCCGCAAAGGCUAUAUUAGUGCUAAGCGAGAAAGCGGGUGGGAGAGAAACCCCACGGGUCGCCCCUACCCUUGGCCCCAGGAGCCCCCCCAGCGCAGCCGGAGGGGCCGCCGGCUGCAGGAUGAGUUGUGGCAAACUCUGCGCGCCACCCCACGCGCACUGGCAGUUAUGAAAGCGCUGCUUGCCGAGCCCUCGCCGAGACCUCGCUGCUCAUUUGCCUGAGGUUCAGCUUUUCCCCCGAUGCAAAUGCUGUCAGCUCCGGCUCCACCAAGAGUGCCGCCGCUGACAUGGAGGCCCCGCUCCCUGGUCUCUUCCUGCUUCUGGUCCUCCUGGCAGUGGGAUGGGGAAGCGGGGCACUCGCAGCCUGGGCAACGUUUCCUGGUGGCUGUGAGCUCGUGCAGAGCACCGUGGACUGCACGGGGAGAUGGCUGAGCUCCGUCCCAGGAAAUCUUCGAGGUGAUACCGAGGAGCUGUUGCUUGAUGACAACACUAUUCAGGUUCUGGGCAAUGCCUCUCUGCUCAUGUACCAACAGCUGCGGCGACUCAGCUUGACCAAGAACCGGCUGGAGCUCAUCCAGCCUGGCGCCUUCCUCAGGAGCCAAGGCCUCCAUGUGCUCUCCUUGGCAGACAACGUCCUCUUCACCAACUACUCGCUGACAGCAGCUGCUCUUUCUGCUCUGCCAGCCUUGAGGACGUUGGAUCUAGCUGGAAACCGCCUCACUGAGGACAUGGUAUCAGUUUUAAUCUGGAACCUGUCUUCCUUGGAGUCCUUGUCCGUGGCCAGGAACAUCAUCAUGAGGCUGGACUCAUCCGUCUUUGCAAACCUGACACAGCUGUUGGAGCUGAACCUGGAGAAGAACUACAUCUUUGAGAUUGACCAAGCUUUUGAAGGGCUGCAAAGGCUGCAGAGGCUCAACAUAGCUUACAACUACCUUCCAUGUGUAUUGGAGUUCAGCCUGACCCAGCUCAGGGUGCUCAAUGUCAGCAACAAUGUCAUCGAGUGGUUUCUGGCCCUGGAAAGUGAUGACCUCUUUGAGCUGGAGGUGUUGGACCUGUCCCACAACCGCCUCCUCUUCUUCCCCGUGUUGCCCCGGCAGAGCAAGCUGCACACCUUGCUGCUGAAGGACAAUGAGAUGAGCUUCUACCAGCGCCUCCCCAACGGCACAUCCCUGGCGAACGUGACGGUGCAGUUCCUGCUUAUUGAUGGCAACUCCACCAACAUCACAACGGUCAGCCUCUGGGAUGAGAUCUGCCACAGCAACCUCUCCUCCCUGCAGCUCCUGGACAUGAGCCAGAACCAGGUCUGGUACCUGCCAGAGGGCUUCCUGGCCCAGAUGCCUUCCCUGACCCACCUGAAGCUCAACCAGAACUGCCUGGAGACGUUCCACCUGUCAGAGGGGGACCCCUUAGCCAUGCUGACGGAGCUGGACCUCAGCCAGAACCAGCUGGCGGAGCUGGGGGCGGAGGUGGGUGCCAGGGAUGUCCUCCCCAACCUGCAGCUCUUCAAUCUCAGCACCAACAGGCUGCGGGUGCUUCCUCCUGAGGUUUUCACUUACACCAGGAAGAUUGCUACUGUGGACCUCAGCCGCAACCGGGUCGACCUCUGUCCCCAGCCAGCUGUCGCAGGCGAAGUGGAGAGUCCCCCCUGUGUGGACAUCAGGGGUAUUGAGACCUUGACUCAUCUUUCCUUGGCUGGUUGUGGGCUGCAGGGACUGGGCGGCCACCCCUUCCAGGGGACAUCGCUGAUGUAUUUGGACCUCUCCGACAACCAUCAGGCAUUGUCUGGGGACCUGGAGUGGCUGCAGGACCUUGCUCUGACGCUGCGGGUAUUGUCUCUGAGGAACACCAGCCUCUCCUCCACCACCGUGGACUUCUCUGCCUUUAACGGCCUCGUGCGCUUGGACCUAUCGGGGAACUCCUUGACUGUCUUCCCCACCUCGCUGAGCGUCCUGGAACUGCACAGCCUGGACCUGCGGGACAACUGCCUCCCGGCUCUCCUGAUGGACGUCACACGGACACCACUGGCGAAGAGCCUGCAGGAGAUCUACCUCAGCCGAAACCCCUACAACUGCUGCACGCUGGGCUGGUGGGACGCCCUGCAGCGGCUCGAGGGGUUGCAGAUCCCCGACUGGCAGGAGGUGACCUGCAGCUAUGCCUCCCGCACGUUGAGCCCCAGGGCGCUGCCCGAGCCUGUCCUGCGGAGCUGCCGCUGGCAGACAGCUGACCUGGCGCUCCUCUACCUGGUGCUGGCGCUGCCCACCUGCCUGACGCUCCUGGUGGCCUUCGCUGUCGUCUUCCUCAUGCUCAAACAAAAGCUGCUGAAAAUGGUGAAGAGCCGGUGUGGGGUGUCCAACCCUUACUGAUGGCUGAGGAGGAGGAAGGGCUCGGGAAUGGCGCAUGCGAGCGGGUUGUCAGGAUUACAGGCAAUAACCCCUUGGAGGUGGGUGAGAUGGAGACUUGAUGGAUGGAGGACCAGGGGGUGCUGGGAGAGUUGCUGUUCCUGCUACAGGUACCGUAGAUACCGCUAAAGGGUACCCAAAGGGUGCGGGACCGUGUCCGGUGAUGGAGCCUGGGGCCAUGCUGGGUGCCUUCGAGGGGCAUGUCAUCAGCAGAAACCUUCAGGUGGUGUUGACGAGCACCAAGUGGACGUCACAUCAAAUACCUCUUGGCCAAAGGCGCACGGCCAGUUGCCCCUCAGAGCUGUUUUUUGCCCCCCUUCAGGCAGAUCCUUUUAUUUAUUCACCCCCGUAGCCAACACUCUGCUUCAAAACAUCCCCCAGCUCUGCAACCAGCCUCCAGGAAUUGCCCCGGGAGGGAGGGAGCGAGCGUCACCCGGGCACUGCAGAGAAGGGUCUCCGUGGCCGUGGCGUCCCACGCUGCUCUGACUCCAGCAGCGGCUGCCGGCACCAGCAAACUCGCAGGCGGCCCUGGGCGUGCACCCGGGUGCGUGUGCUGAUAAGACGGGCGUUGUCAGCAGGGCUGAAAGACACGUUUUGGGGUGUCGUUGCUUGGUUAAGCCACGAUCCUGGCUGGAAGAGCCCAUUAAAAAUAGCCCAAGCUACAACGAUGUAGAAUAUGGACUGAAAGACGUGAGAAUAAAUUAUAUUGGCAGUGAUAUUUUAUCAUAAAUUUAUUUUCCUCCAGCAACUGCUGUAUUAACCAGAUGCAAAGGAGAUAAAAUAAGAGAAAGCCUUCCUCCUCGUUGCGCAAGCCCCGCUCUGGCGGGCUUAUCGGCUCUGGCAGCGUGGGGGGGUUUCCUCCAUCCAGCCACACACGCAGCGAGUACCGGCUCCCCCGUACCAGCAGCGCGCUACCUGGGGAAGCGCCGCUUUGUUCCUCGGUCAUGGAGACCAGGGGAGUUCCUCAGUGACGUGAGAAAAGCAAAUGUCAUACCCAUCUUCAGUCACGGCCAAAAGGACAUCCUGGGGAGCAGCCCGAUGGUCCCCCUCAUGUUGGGAAAGCCGUGGAGUUUACUUUCUUGGAGCAUGUUUCUAGAAGAAGAAGGUGUCUGGGAGCAGGCAGUGUGGACUGACCAAGGGUUUAAAUUCAUUUGCGGUUGCAAGAAGGAAGACAGGAACUGUCUUGGAGGCACUUUACUCUCUUAAGUUGCCUCUGGCAUCAAUUUGCUGAGGCCACUCAACCUGGGAUGAAGGCCCGUCUCACUCAC